AUGGCUUCCAACGUCCACAAGCGUCUGGGGACGCUGUCCAUGGACAACGAGUUGGACUAUAACCCAUUGACCACCGACGGGUCGCUCCCGUUCGCCCUGCAGGACGUGGAGGCGUCGCUGGCGUUCACGCCGAAACGGAAACCUCAACAAGAACUGUUACGAGCGGUCGACCGCCCAGCAUUCUGUGUACUUGUCAUCCUAUAUUUGCUUCAAGGGGUACCCGUGGGGCUUGCGUUUGGUCUGAUCCCGUUUAUCUUGAAGCUGAAGCUCUCCUACGCCCAGGUCGGGGUGUUCUCGCUCGCCGCCUACCCCUAUUCGCUAAAGCUUUUGUGGUCACCCAUUGUUGAUCUGAUGUACCUGAAGAAAUGGGGUCGGCGGAAACUGUGGAUUAUUCCAAUUCAAACCAUUCUGGGUAUAACCUUGGUGGUACUUGGUGGUUCGAUAAACAAGCUUUUGGUGGAUCCCGCGGCUCAUUUGGGACAAAUCACGGCUACUUUCUUUCUCCUUGUGUUCUUCUGUGCUACACAAGAUAUAGCUGUUGAUGGGUGGGCCCUUACUUGCCUUAGUCCUGAUUCGUUAAGCUUUGCUCUGACGGCCCAGACGAUCGGUAUUAAUACCGGUUACUUCAUGUCUUUCACGAUCUUUUUGGCACUCUCAUCACCUGAUUUUGCCAAUAAGUACUUACGUUCAGUACCCGUGGACCAGGGCCUCUUUACUCUCGGCCUGUACCUUACUUUUUGGGGAUGGGCGUACCUUCUAGUGACGGUGAUGCUCUAUUUCGUUCCUGAAGACCCUGCUCAUUUGAAAAAAGCUAAUGAGGCUCGCCUCGAAACAGAAAAGGCAAAGUCAGAGUCGGUAUACAACAAGCAAGCCGCCGGAUGGAAAGGUAAAUGGCACGAUCUCGUCCACGUGUACCACACUAUGUACCGAGUACUUAAACUCCCUAAUGUGCAAACGUUUGUCAUCAUUUUACUUCUCGCUAAGCUUGGAUUCCAGGCCAACGAAAGUGCCACCAAUUUGAAAUUAUUGGAAAAGGGUUUAUCUAAAGAAGACCUUUCCAUCACCGUCCUCAUCGAUUUUCCCUUUGAGAUUAUAUUCGGGUACUACGCUGCUCGGUGGUCUCAGGGUAAAUCACCAUUAAAGCCCUGGAUCAUUGGCUUUAUGGGGAGACUCGCAGCGGCAAUCAUGGCUCAGCUCGUGGUGUACUUUUUCCCUAGCGACGGCAAAGUCACCAAAACAUACUUUGUGAUGAUUAUCAUCCAGCAUUUGGCGUCGUCGUUCAUGUCCACCAUCCAGUUUGUGUCGUUGUGUGCCUUCCACACCAAGAUCGCUGACCCCUCGAUUGGCGGCACCUAUAUGACUACCCUCAACACAUUGCUGAAUUAUGGCGGUACGUGGCCCAAGAUCAUCGUGUUGUGGAUGAUUGAUAAGUUUACGGUGCUGUACUGUCAACCGGUUACCGGUCUGCAAUACUCGAUCACUCUGAGUGAUGUCAGAGCUCAAUGUAAGGAAGCCGGCGGGGUGGAGGUGUUUGUGCGCGAUGGGUUCUACUAUACUAAUGCCAUUUGCAUCGCCCUCGGGGUGGUGAUCCUCUUCUGGGUGAAGCGGAAACUUGUACACUUGCAGCUGCUCCCCAUCUCCUCGUGGCGGGUGUCGCGGGAGGAGUAG
Molecule: messenger RNA, 1668 nt
Organism: Diutina rugosa
Lineage: Eukaryota; Fungi; Ascomycota; Pichiomycetes; Serinales; Debaryomycetaceae
Exons: 1
Coding region: 1-1668 (555 amino acids)
Cellular component (GO): membrane
Molecular function (GO): acetyl-CoA transmembrane transporter activity
Source: RefSeq, a predicted model, not a curated record